Molecule: messenger RNA, 960 nt
Organism: Rotaria socialis
Lineage: Eukaryota; Metazoa; Rotifera; Eurotatoria; Philodinida; Philodinidae
Source: the annotation of a GenBank genome assembly
AUGUCAUAUGAGAAAGAACAAACUGUAGCUAUACAAGCAUGCCUACAAGCAGCCAAGUUAUGUGAACGUGUGCGUUCUACUAUACCAGUUGCUAUAGAAAAAGUUGAUCAUUCGCCAGUCACUUUAGCAGAUUUUGGUUCACAAGCAUUAAUAUGUCAUCGAAUCCAUAGUGAAUUUCCUGAUGAUCCUAUUGUAGCUGAAGAAAGUCCAAAGGUAUUACUCAAACCUGAACAAGCCGAUAAUCUUAAACAAAUCGUUGCCUAUGUUAAAGAGGAACAUAAAGAUGCAGACGAGCAGCAAGUUAUUGAAUGGAUCGGAUAUGGUACAGGACAUGUUAGUCAACGUUAUUGGACAUUAGAUCCAAUUGAUGGCACCAAGGGUUUCAUACGUCGGGAUCAAUAUGCAAUUGCACUUGCUUUGAUCGUUGAUGGUGAUGUUAAAGUUGGUAUCUUAGCAUGUCCAGCAUAUGGUGACGAUGGUGGCCUUUUAUUCUAUGCUGUACGUGGUAAAGGUGCUUAUUCACAAUCCAUUAAAGCAUUUAAUACAACAAUACCAACUCGUAUCUAUACAGUGAUAGACAAUGAUAUAAAUAACUUUCGUUUUGUUGAAAGUGUCGAAGCUGCUCAUGGAGAUCAAGCUAAACAGACUAAAAUUGCACGUAUUAUUGGCAUUCAAGCAGCUCCAAUACGUAUGGAUUCUCAAGUCAAAUAUGCUGCAGUUGCUUGUGGACAAGCCGCAAUUUAUUUUCGUUUUCCUAAUCCACAUAGUCAUGGUUAUCGAGAGAAUAUUUGGGAUCAUGCAGCAGGUGCAAUUAUUGUCCAAGAAGCCGGUGGAAAAGUAACUGAUAUGGACGGAAAAGCAUUAAACUUUCGAGAUAAUGAAAAAAUGCUUGACAAUCGUGGAGUUGUUGUCAGUAAUGGAUCAAUUCAUGAAAAAAUACUUGAAGCCGUAAAAGAUUGA